AUGGUAUCAGAGUUAUGCCUGAGAUGGUGGAGAUCACGGCGGCGAAGGAAUGCCCGGCGGUGGAGCUUUUUUAGAUUUCAUCAUCAUAUAGAAGAAGAUGAAUCAGCGGAUAGAAGCUCGCAGUCAACCGGGAAGCGGAGCAGGCUUCGCGGAGGACGAACGGCGGCUGGUCGGAAUAGCUUAUGGGCGAAGAAGCUGAUCGAGUCGUCUCGGUUCAUCGGAGAAGACGCUCGCGAGAUGCAAGGAUUCCCUCUGAUUCGCAUCUGA
Messenger RNA from Microthlaspi erraticum, 267 nucleotides. NCBI's taxonomy places the organism in Eukaryota, Viridiplantae, Streptophyta, Magnoliopsida, Brassicales, Brassicaceae. The record is from the annotation of a GenBank genome assembly.